GAGCGUAGGAAACCCUAGAGAGGAAAACUUGCCUCAGACAACCUUCGGUGAAGCUCGAGGGUCUAGCUACAGCCAUGGAGACUGCUAGAACGGUGAAGGAUGUUUCCCCUCAUGAGUUCGUUAAGGCUUAUGCGGCUCAUCUGAAGCGAUCGGGGAAGAUGGAGCUUCCUCACUGGACUGAUAUUGUGAAGACCGCAACAUUCAAGGAGCUUGCACCAUAUGACCCAGAUUGGUACUACAUCAGAGCCGCUUCCAUGGCCCGGAAAAUCUACUUAAGACAGGGCAUUGGUGUUGGGGGUUUUAGAAAGAUUUAUGGUGGCAGUAAGAGGAAUGGCAGUCGUCCUCCACACUUCUGCAAGAGCAGUGGUUCUAUUGCCCGACACAUUCUUCAGCAGUUGCAGAAGAUGAAUAUUGUUGAUAUUGAUCCCAAGGGUGGAAGGAGAAUCACCUCAAGCGGGCAGAGGGACCUGGACCAAGUUGCUGGAAGAAUAGUGGUUGCUCACUGAGUCAUUACAUAUUCUGUUUUCUGAAGGUCCUGUAGGGCUUUCUUUUAAUUUUGAUGUAGCCAAUAGUAUUGUUAGGUGUUUUCCUUCUCUGCUGCUUAGUCAUUAAAAGAUGGAAUUUGAUUUACUUUAGUUAUUCAUUCUGAGUUUUCAAAUGGCGACCCUUUUGUUAUCUUGAGAAUCUGUCAUAUUGGCGACACAACUUGAAAAACUUGCAAUGCAAAAAUGCUUUUAUUUUUUCUAGAAAUUCGAUAUA
Molecule: messenger RNA, 759 nt
Organism: Nelumbo nucifera (sacred lotus)
Lineage: Eukaryota; Viridiplantae; Streptophyta; Magnoliopsida; Proteales; Nelumbonaceae
Product: small ribosomal subunit protein eS19x
Biological process (GO): translation; ribosomal small subunit assembly
Cellular component (GO): cytosolic small ribosomal subunit; ribosome
Molecular function (GO): RNA binding; structural constituent of ribosome
Source: RefSeq, a predicted model, not a curated record